Messenger RNA from Schistosoma turkestanicum, 330 nucleotides. Lineage: Eukaryota; Metazoa; Platyhelminthes; Trematoda; Strigeidida; Schistosomatidae. The record is from the annotation of a GenBank genome assembly.
AUGCAAAUAUCAUUACAGUUGGUGGUAAGUUCAAAUCUAGAAGCAGCGCAGUCUAUACUGUCUGUAAUCCCGGCACCAGUUGAAACUCCCACUAAAACUGACGAUGAAGAUAGUUUUAUAGGGCGUAUCACACCGCCUUUAACAAGUGAACCAAAUGGAAAUGCCGAUGAGGUAGUAACACCUGAUCAUUUUGAAGUUUGGCCUUCAAUCAUAAAAAUAUCUGAGUUUGAAGAUUUUCAAUUCAACUAUACAGGUAACAUUGAAAUUCGAGUUUGUUUCAAAUCAAAUUCUGUUGAUUUCAUCAUAUUUAUCACUGAUUAUUCAACUUAG